This is a messenger RNA of Serpula lacrymans var. lacrymans S7.9, 399 nucleotides long. RefSeq lists its product as uncharacterized. The transcript has 2 exons. Lineage: Eukaryota; Fungi; Basidiomycota; Agaricomycetes; Boletales; Serpulaceae. The coding region runs from base 1 to 399 and encodes 132 amino acids. The record is from RefSeq and is a predicted model, not a curated record.
AUGUACAGAUUUACUAUUUUGGCACUACAGGUCAAGAUCCUCGCUCGGAUACUGGGUCAGCAACCACUGCCAACAGAGCUGAUGGAUUUUCAUGCCCAACUGGUGGGUAUCCUAAGCACGCUCACUCCUGCUGACCUCUCUGCACUGCUAGACAAAGUGGCUCCAUCCUCAAUGGUUCCAUUGUCACUCUCUGACAGCCCACCUUCUGUCACCAUGCAUCAAGGCCUAACAACAUCAUCACCAGCCCGAUUUGGUGAAGAGCAAACCCAAGCUGACGAGUCCCAAUUGCAGACCAAUCAAUCUCUGCAACAAUCUCUGGCGGUGAUACGCUCACAAAGACGCCAACCACGCCAACACCCAUAUGCUGCUACAGCUCCUGCUCCUACUCUUGCACGUUGA